Morus notabilis is the source of this 357-nucleotide messenger RNA. Its product is annotated as 15-cis-zeta-carotene isomerase, chloroplastic-like. The record is from RefSeq and is a predicted model, not a curated record. Gene Ontology annotation, biological process: carotene biosynthetic process. Gene Ontology annotation, cellular component: chloroplast. The transcript has 2 exons. Gene Ontology annotation, molecular function: 9,15,9'-tri-cis-zeta-carotene isomerase activity. The annotation marks the transcript as partial. NCBI's taxonomy places the organism in Eukaryota, Viridiplantae, Streptophyta, Magnoliopsida, Rosales, Moraceae.
GUUGUAAUGUUGAUCCUCAUUGUAAUUUUUGCCCUGGUGCACAGUGGAUUGGCCAGUCUAAGAGACACGGGUGAGAAACUUAUUGGGGAACGAGCUUUCCGUGUUUUGUUUGCUGGGGUAUCUCUACCAUUGGCUGUUAGCACAGUUGUUUAUUUUAUUAACCACAGAUAUGAUGGGCAACAAUUAUGGCAGCUCCAGAGUAUUCCUGGAGUCCAUCAACUUGUGUGGCUUUCGUCUUUUAUCUCCUUCUUCCUCCUCUACCCUUCCACUUUUAAUCUUCUAGAGGUAGCGGCAGUUGACAAGCCCAAAAUGCAUCUUUGGGAAACCGGGAUAAUGAGAAUCACAAGGCAUCCACAG